Tauraco erythrolophus (red-crested turaco) is the source of this 615-nucleotide messenger RNA. The record is from RefSeq and is a predicted model, not a curated record. NCBI's taxonomy places the organism in Eukaryota, Metazoa, Chordata, Aves, Musophagiformes, Musophagidae.
AUGGCCGCCCUCUUCACCGGGAAGGUCUUGAUGGCCAACCGGGAGGAGGACGAGGUGGAGACGGACCGGGAACUGGGCCGGGCGCUGGAGAACAAGGUGCUGCUGCUCUACUUCGGCUCCGGGCAGUGCCCGCGGUGCCGGCAGUUCUCCCCGCUCCUCAAGGACUUCUUCGUCCGCUUGACCGACCAGUUCUACGUGGAACGAGCUUCGCAACUGGUCCUGGUCUACGUGUCGCGGGACGAGACGGAGGAGCAGCAGAGCGCUUUCCUGCGGAGCAUGCCGAGACGCUGGCUGGCCGUUCCCUUCGGGGACGCCUUCCGAAGGGAGCUGGAGCUGCGGUUUGCCGUGUCCGAGGUGCCCGCGGUGGUGGUGCUGAAGCCGAACGGGGAGGUGAUCGUUGGAAACGCCGUGGAAGAGAUCCGGCGCAUGGGCCCCGCUUGCUUCCGAAACUGGCAGGAGGCUGCCGAGCUGGUGGACCGCAAUUUUCUCUUGGCAGAGGAUUUCGAUGACUGGACCAGGAGGAGCAUCACCGACCCCAUCCGCCGCCUCAAGUACAAGCUGGAGAAGAAGAAGGAGAAGAAGGAAAGGAAAGAGGAAGGUGAAGAGUCUUCCUAG